CUUAUCGGCACGGAUCCAGAUUCUAACGUGUUCCUGAAGUCAAUUCGAAGAUUCAAUUCAUGCUUUCAAAUGACAUCGUUCGGAGCAACAGAAAUAGUUCGAAAUACUAAUGCAAAUGGUCAACAAUUCAAUUCUACAUUCAAAAUCAGAGGCCAAGUUUAUCAUAAAAUGGGCUCACUGCUGCCAAUGCCAAACGAACCACAUAAAUUCUUACAAAUCUACUUUAUGGGCGGCGAGGAUUCCGGAAGCGCACUUGCCAAUCGCGUGAAUGCACGUUGUGAUUAUAAUAACCUUGAUUCACUUUAUGCCAGGCGCAUCGUCAGCGAGCUAGAUGCUCUUUUGAACGAGCACAACGAGUUGUUGAAAAUAUUCAAAUCACAUAUGCACCAAUUACAAAGCGAUAAUCACGCUAUCGUCAUUAAUCCUGAUAAAACACCAGCUGGAGAGCAUAUUCGUAGAUUCAAUGCACCCGUUGUUGAUGAUGUUGCUGGAAUUAUGGUUGGCGAUUGUACAGCUGCACGAAAAAUUGUGAUUCGUAGAAGAAAUAAUAAUCUUCAGUUCAUUGCUGACACACAUCGUUCAUAUGACGCUCUCCAAUAUCCGCUAAUAUUCUGGAAGGGACAAGACGGAUAUUGCAUAAACAUAAAACAACGAGAUCCCGUAUCAGGAGCUGAAACAAACAAGGACGUUAGCUCAAAGGAUUAUUAUGCGUACCGAUUAAUGAUUAGACGUGGCCUGGACAACGUCAUUUUACGAUGUCGUGAGCUUUGUCAACAAUUCAUGGUCGACAUGUACGCCAAGAUUGAGAGCGAACGACUACGAUACUUACGAUAUAAUCAACAAAAGCUGCACGCGGAAGAGUACAUUCAUUUGCGAGACGCUAUCAACAACAACGCCGACGUCGCCGAAAUUGGUAACCAUGUCAUUUUACCAUCAUCGUACGUAGGCAGUCCACGUCAUAUGCAAGAAUAUAUACAGGACUGACUUUCGUGCGCGAAUAUGGACGACCAUGUUUAUUUAUCACGUUCACAUGUAAUCCAAAAUGGCCAGAGAUUACAUCUUUGCUACUGCCUGGCCAAAAUGCAAUACAUCGCCAUGACAUUACAGCACGUGUGUUCAGACAAAAGUUGAAGUCUUUAAUAAGUUUCAUUACUAAAUCACAUGUAUUUGGUCGCACACGUUGCUGGAUGUAUUCGGUUGAGUGGCAAAAGCGAGGAUUACCUCAUGCACACAUUUUGGUUUGGUUCAUCGACAAAAUCCGUCCUGAAGAA
Messenger RNA from Cotesia glomerata, 1271 nucleotides. RefSeq lists its product as uncharacterized. Lineage: Eukaryota; Metazoa; Arthropoda; Insecta; Hymenoptera; Braconidae. The record is from RefSeq and is a predicted model, not a curated record. The coding region runs from base 70 to 984 and encodes 304 amino acids. The transcript has 2 exons.